Messenger RNA from Hymenoscyphus albidus, 2092 nucleotides. Lineage: Eukaryota; Fungi; Ascomycota; Leotiomycetes; Helotiales; Helotiaceae. The record is from the annotation of a GenBank genome assembly.
AUGAAAGACGAUGUGCUAGAUCCACUUGGUCACGGUUGGGCUACAACUCCUUGGACAGAUGCGGUGAUCAGGGCUUCGGAACAGGCAAAGAAGCGAAAUCUGCGAACUGAUAUUGCGGUUGGGCCUUCCUGGCCUGCUUCGUUGCCAACUAUUACGCCGGAUAACGAUGCUGCUGCGAAGGAGCUGGUUCAUGGGAGAGCGUACCUGAAUGCUACCAACGAAUUCUCAUUCUCUGGUCCACUGCCUGUUUCUUUUCAAGGUCCUGCUCAGGGGGUAACGAAUGAGACUUUGAUCUCUGUUCAAGCUUGGAGGAUCAAUUCGGCAAGCAAGCCUUCGGAUAGAACACUUCUCCUCGACCCCAAUACUAUGAUAGAUCUCACGAGUCAAGUAAUGAACGGAAAUCUAACAUGGAAAGCUCCAACCGAAGGGUCAUGGAUCCUAAUGCCCUUCCGUAUCCGUGGAACAGGGCAGCUACCGGAAGCAGGACCACAUACUAGUCCACCAAGCUAUGUUAUAGACCACUUCUCCCCUCUAGGUGCAAAAGCCAUCACCCAGUUCUGGGACUCCAAAAUCCUCAACACAGGCAUCCAAGGUCUCGGAUCCCUCUUUGAAGAUUCCCUCGAGUUUGAGGCUACAACGUAUUGGACACCCGAUUUCCCGUCUGAAUUUAGCCAACGAAUGGGUUACGACAUCCGCCCACUCCUUCCCAGUAUCGUCCGCGAGAAAGAGAAAUUUACAAUAGCAUUCUCCGAUCAAGAAAUCUCCCGGAGGGUUCUUAACGACUUUUGGGAUGUUCUGGGUGACCUGUAUAUCAAAAACCACAUCCACCCCAUGCAAUCCUGGGCCCAGACCCAUGAUAUUACUCUCCGCGUCCAGCCCUACGGCCUCCAAACCGACGCCAUGGGCGCCGCCGCAUCUCUAGACAUCGCAGAAGGCGUCCCUCGGAUUCAAAAACCUCGACGACUGCCGUUCCCUAGCAGGGGGUUCAAACAUGGGACAGAAACCCCUCAUCUCCAACGAAGCAGCGGCAUUCGCAACCUCCGCCUACACCACAACCUGGGAACGCGUGCUGCGAACGCUCAAUCCGAUCUUUUCCACGGGGGUGAACCAGAAUGUUCUGCAUGAAUUUAGUUAUAAGGAAGCGCCGGGUGUGGAAUGGCCUGGGUUUGCGGCUUUCACGCCGUAUAAUGGGGCCAUUCGGUAUGCGGAGUCGUGGGGUCCGAGACAGCCCGCGUGGAGACAUGCUGGUGAUAUUGCGGCUUAUUUGGGGAGGGUCCAGCUCUUUCUGAGGAGGGGAGUGGCAAAGCAUGAUGUUGGCUUUCUUAGACAGAAAGGCUAUGUUGCUUCGGGGUUUGGGGCUUCAUGGUUUUCAAGUGAGGGAGUGAGGAUGGGGUGGAGUAUGAAUUUUCUUGCACCUAGUCUUUUGAGGGUGCCUAUUUCGGAGGUUUCGAAUAGAAGACUUGCAAGUGAGGGGCCAGACUUUGGAAUGCUGGCUUUUGAAGGAGAUGCUUUUGCGUCUCUUGCGCCUGUUUUGAGUCUGGAUACGAUGAGACGUUUGCUCGACUUCGCUAAAGAUGGGUUGCCGGUUCUUAUUGUUGGGAACUGGACUGGUAUUCGCGCAUAUGGAUAUGGGGAAUUUCCUCAGUCUCCUCUGAUUGCCGAAAUGUUCGAGGAAAUGCUCGCUUUACCGAAUGUGGUCAUCGUUCCUGACCGAGCGACCAUGGCUGAUGGUGUCGCGAAACUCGGUGUUCUUCCUGCCGUUCGGCAUACCAAUUCUUCACUUCUUCACAUCCGCAGAGUAGAUGGCGACCUAGAUCAUUUUUUCUUUGUUGCUGCUUCAGCAACAGACGGCGUUGAUCAGGAUGUCUCUAUCCCCAGGAGGAGUUCACAAGCUAUUCCUUCUAUUCUUGAUCCUUGGUCUGGAAAGACUUCUCCUAUCCCGAUUUAUGAGGAACUUCAGAACAGCAGAUUGUCUUUCAGGAUUCAACUCCUUCCUGGCCAAACGAUGUUGGUUACUCUCGCGCCCCUAGAUACAGUAGUUACCCAUGCUGUGGGGUCCACAGGCCAGCUUGUAAUUUCUGAGGGGGGGUAA